AUCGAGUCUCGCUUUGAGGGAUGAAAGAUUAUUUUUCUUUUUAACCCUUUGUUUCCUGCACAGAGAUCUGCACCGAACAAUCGAGAGGAGAAGAUGAUGCGCCAGGUGACGACCGGCGACUUCUGCAUGAACAGCCGUCCGUCGUGCCUGGCGGAGGACGGCCGCCACCCGGCCUCCCACUUUGACCUCUGCGCCCAGGCCAACAAGUUCUACCCGCCCCCGCCGCCGUCCGCCCUCCAGAUGACGCUGGCGCCCAUGGCCUUGCCCGCCCAGGUCCACAAGCCCCUGGCGUGCCAGAGGCAGGAGACGCUGGCGGGCCCGCCCGGGGGCAAGACCUCCAAGGACCCGAAGGACGACGCCGGCGGCAGCAAGAAGAAGAGCGGCAAAGCCGGCGGGAAGCCGGGCCGGCGCGGGCGGCCUCUGGGCACCACCAAGCUGGCCGGGUACAGAACCAGCACCGGGCGGCCGCUCGGCACCACCAGGGCGGCCGGGUUCAAGACCAGCCCGGGGCGGCCGCUGGGCACCACCAGGGCGGCGGGCUACAAGGUGAGCCCGGGCCGCCCCCCCGGCAGCAUCAAGGGCCUCUCCUCCCGCCUCAACAAACUGGCGUACGGCAGCGGCUGCAGCGGCGCGGCGUUCCCCUACCCGCUGCCGCACAAGGAGAUCCUCUGUGAACCUUCCUGCAAGGAGAAGGCGGCCAACGAGUGAAGGCUCCGCCCCCUCGCCUCCCGUUGGAUAAGAGACGCGUGGGCCAGAUGCUGGGGUGAGGGGGUGUAAUUAUUUUCUAUUCGUCGUGUUGGUGUCAUCUGUGUGCCACCAAAUAUAUAAUAAUAACGUUCUCCAGAUCCAUCGCCGUGCGUGGAGGGUGUCACUACACGUUGGGGGGGGGGGGGCUUUUUAAACGUUCUCUGGUGUCGUGUGCUUUAAACACAACUCUAAAAAACAAUGUUGCAUCACCGCAAACAAAGGAGGCCGUCAACGAGGACAUCGAGUUGAAAUGUGUCCCAUUACAACUCUUUUUGUUGUUGUUUUUGUUCUUCUUUUGUUGUUGUUGUUUUUUAAUUAUCAUUUUUCUUCUUGUUUUUGUUGUUUUUAUUAUGGGGUUUUUUAAUAAAAAAUGUUUACUCAUUUU
Pseudoliparis swirei is the source of this 1132-nucleotide messenger RNA. It is a transcript of the gene c3h5orf24, whose product is annotated as chromosome 3 C5orf24 homolog. The coding region runs from base 94 to 708 and encodes 204 amino acids. Lineage: Eukaryota; Metazoa; Chordata; Actinopteri; Perciformes; Liparidae. The transcript has 2 exons. The record is from RefSeq and is a predicted model, not a curated record.